AUGUCUACCAACGAGCAGCUUUACGAAAAGAUCUCCCAGUCUGUCACUCAUCAUGAGCAGGACUUUGCAGACAUUUGCAAAAAGAUCCAUGAGAACCCGGAGCUCAACUACAAGGAGUUCAAAGCCCACGACAACAUCUCCGAUCUCAUGCAGCGUCUCGGCUAUCACGUCAAACGCUCCGCCUACGGCAUCCAAACCUCGUUCGAAGUCGAAUCCGGCCAGGGCGGCAAACUCAUCGUCUUCAACGCAGAAUACGACGCUCUUCCCGGUCUCGGCCAUGCUUGUGGCCACAACCUCAUCGCAACAAGCUCCAUCGCCGCAUUCAUCGCCACCGCCGAAACAAUACGCUCCCUCGACAUCCCCGGCCGCGUUCGUCUCCUCGGAACACCAGCUGAAGAAGGUGGCGGAGGAAAAGUCCACCUUAUUAAAGCUGGUGCCUACGAAGGCGUAGAUGCGUGUCUUAUGGCUCAUCCGACAGGGAGACUGUCGCCGCAGGGGGAGAAGAAUAUAGAUGGCGUUUCGGCAGCGAGGUCGAGUGCGAGGAGACAGAUCAAAGUGGCAUUUACAGGGCAGAAUGCUCACGCGGGGAAUACGCCGUGGCACGGGAAAAAUGCGCUCGAUGCGGUUGUUUCGUCAUACGUGAAUAUUUCGCUACUGAGACAGCAGAUUCAACCUACAGAGCGAAUUCACGGUGUUAUUAGAAAUGGAGGUGCUGAGCCAAAUAUCAUUCCUGAUUCAACAAAUUUGGAGUAUUAUCUGAGAGCUGCUGGGGCUGAUCAGAUCAAGGAGCUCACGGGGAGGGUAGAGGCUUGUUUUAAAGCUGGGGCGAUCGCUACGGGCUGCCAAGUACAGUGCAGUUGCGAAUCAGAUCAAGACUACAUGGAGCUUCGACCGAACAUGUCCAUGUCGAAUGAGUUUACAAAGCACAUGCAAGCCUUUGGACGAGAUUACAUCGGAGACGCAAACCAACCACCAAUGGGCGCAUCAACGGACAUGGGCAACGUCACAUACUGCGUCCCAGGUAUUCACCCCAUGUUCGCUGUCGGAACAGAAGAUCCUUUGGUGCAACCUCAUACACCAAAGUUUGCAGAGGCAGCUGGAACAAGAGAAGCGUUUGAGAGAGCUUUGGAUUGUGCAAAGGGAUUAGCAGCUACAGCUUGCGAGAUGCUGCUUCAGACUGAGUUGAUGGAUCAAGCGAGGGAUGAGUUUAAGAGGGAUGUUGAACCGAUUGGUUAUAGACUUUAG
This is a messenger RNA of Fusarium mangiferae, 1245 nucleotides long. RefSeq lists its product as uncharacterized. The record is from RefSeq and is a predicted model, not a curated record. The coding region runs from base 1 to 1245 and encodes 414 amino acids. The transcript has 4 exons. NCBI's taxonomy places the organism in Eukaryota, Fungi, Ascomycota, Sordariomycetes, Hypocreales, Nectriaceae. Gene Ontology annotation, molecular function: dipeptidase activity.